AUGAGGUCGUCACUCCUUCUGGCACCGCUGCUAGCGGGCCUCGCAGCGGCUGCUUAUGACAAGGAAUCAUCACAUCAUGAAGAGGGACCCCAUAUCAUGACACCGCAGGAAGUGUACGAUGACAAAGUUGCUCGUUAUUAUAUCCUAUCUGGAGGCAGCGUCUUCGCCGUUAUUCUCAUCUGGUCUGCCGUCAUUCGCAUGUCUGCUCAUAUCCGACGUCUUACCAGUCUCUCCAACGAUACCCAGCGAUACUUUAUCAGUGCCCAUAGCUUCUGGGCCUGGAUGAAAAGGCAUGUUAUGUAUGCUCCUUUGCUCUGGAAGCGUCACAAUCGCGAGUACCGACUCUCUACGGCGUUGAACAUGGGUACCCUUCCCACCCGAUUUCACACCGUGUUGCUGCUCAUGGUGGUGGGGAGUAAUGCAUAUCUCUGUCUGCAUAAACUUCCCUUCUCCAGCCCUGAAAAGGAGUUUCUCCCGUCGAUUCGCAAACGAACUGGAACUAUGGCAACCGUCAAUCUCAUCCCUCUUGUUCUCAUGGCUGGUCGGAAUAACCCCUUGAUCAAGUUGCUGGAUGUCUCGUUUGAUACUUGGAACUUGCUUCAUCGAUGGCUGGGACGCAUUGUUGUUCUGGAAUCUCUAGCUCACACCAUCUGCUGGAUGGUAGGGAAGGUUCACACAGAUGGCUGGGCUGAUCUACGGGAGUCGUUGGGCUCCAGCAAUUUGAUAUUGACUGGCAUUGUCGCAACUGUCUGCGUUGUGGUCAUAUCUCUUCACUCCGUCUCCGUGCUUCGCCAUGCGUUUUAUGAGACGUUCCUUCAUUUCCAUAUAGUCUUGGUUAUAGUCUUCCUUGCGUUCACAUGGAUACACUUGGUUGGUUAUUCUCAACUCAAGUAUCUUCUCGGCGCCAUUCUAUUAUGGGCCUUUGAGAGAGCAUGGCGCAUCGUCACAAUCGUUUAUAGAAACUUCCUACGUGGUAACACAACCGCAACUAUAGAAGCUCUUCCUGGAGAAGCAAUGCGCGUUACUCUAAGAGUUGCUCGACCCUGGACUUUCAGACCUGGUCAACAUCUAUAUCUAUACAUCCCAUCCGUUGGCUGGUGGACAUCUCAUCCCUUCAGCGUCGCAUGGAGUGAUACUGAGGAAAGCGAUACCGAUGAAAAGGGUCUCGUCAUGACCAAACAAGACGUCCUCGGCCUUCAACAUCCCACUAUGUCUCUCGUCAUUCGACGAAGAACCGGAAUGACGAACAAAUUAUAUGAGAAAGCUACAGAGAACGGCGCUACCAGUGUCACCCUUUCCGCCAUGGUAGAAGGCCCCUACGGAGCCGAGCACGUCCUUGAUUCAUACGGCUCGGUUGUGCUCUUUGCCGCCGGUGUUGGCAUCAGCCAUCAUGUCUCCUACGUACGCCAUUUGGUAGCUGGUUUUGCAGACGGCACGGUAGCUACCCGUCGCCUAACUCUCGUAUGGGUGAUCCAAUCUCCCGAACAUCUUGAAUGGAUCCGGCCCUGGAUGACCAGCAUCCUGUCCAUGAACCGAAGACGAGAAGUCCUCCGGAUCAUGCUCUUCAUCACCCGACCACGCAACACCAAGGAGAUUCACAGCCCCAGCACGACAGUCCAGAUGUUCCCUGGAAAACCUGAUAUUGGCACUAUCCUUGACGGAGAGAUCGAAAAGCAAGUCGGAGCCAUGGGUGUCAUGGUGUGCGGAACGGGGAGCCUGAGCGACGAGAUUCGAUUUGCGUGUCGACAACGACAAACUCCCACCCAUGUCGACUUCAUCGAAGAGUGUUUCACAUGGUAG
Trichophyton benhamiae CBS 112371 is the source of this 1800-nucleotide messenger RNA. Its product is annotated as cell surface metalloreductase (FreA), putative. Gene Ontology annotation, cellular component: plasma membrane. Bases 1 to 1800 code for a protein of 599 amino acids. Gene Ontology annotation, biological process: copper ion import; intracellular iron ion homeostasis; iron ion transport. Gene Ontology annotation, molecular function: ferric-chelate reductase activity. The transcript has 4 exons. The record is from RefSeq and is a predicted model, not a curated record. Lineage: Eukaryota; Fungi; Ascomycota; Eurotiomycetes; Onygenales; Arthrodermataceae.